Colletotrichum phormii is the source of this 1011-nucleotide messenger RNA. RefSeq lists its product as uncharacterized. The transcript has a single exon. The record is from RefSeq and is a predicted model, not a curated record. Bases 420 to 647 code for a protein of 75 amino acids. NCBI's taxonomy places the organism in Eukaryota, Fungi, Ascomycota, Sordariomycetes, Glomerellales, Glomerellaceae.
CAUAGCUUGCAACACCCGCUAGUGACGGAGGACCCUGUGUUUGCCUGAUGGGCGGCCGGCUUGCUCACCACCACACAACCCCGUCGUGCCCAACUUUCCCCUACGUCUGUGUUCACCUCUUCUCCACGACAAGCCUUGCAGCGACCCUUUUCGCCCCUCUUAUUUUCUUUUAUAAACUCAGGACCAUGCCCGCCAUCCACCGUUUCUUGAAAGUCCGUCUCAUCAGCAUCUAGCUACAAUAACAACAACCUCACCGUUCUCAAAACAACUACCAAGCUUCUAUAUACAAUCAGCUCAUCACUUCAUCUUCGAAGCAACUCAUCAAACAACUACCAAUACUCCUUACUAAGACUACAUCUCAAGCCUCUCAACAGCGGCUUACUACCAAACAACACCACACAUACAUCUAAAUCGCAUCUAUGAGCCCUUCCACCAUGCCCGCUCGCCAGGACGCCUACUCUGUUUCCAUCCCCGUCUCUCCUCCUCCUCCAUCAGAUAUUUCCACCUACAUGCGCUCAAUGCAUCAACACACUAAGCGCCAGAUGGAGGCUGCCAACCGCUCCUCGACCAGAAGAUCCGGCGGCCGCACAACUUAUCCUUCUAUCAACGGUCACCACUGUUCAUCAAGCCAAGACUCAUCGUACUAAAACAACAAUCGAUAAUUCAUAAUAGUUCCACAACUUGGUCCCGCUUCAUCGGGACCUCACCUCAUCCAUACCAAUCACCACGAUCGAUAUGAGAGGUAUUUCAUUUUCAGCGACUGCGAACAGCAGACAACAGAGUUCAUCCGAUCAGUGAGAUACUAGCGCGAUGGAAUCAGAACUAUGGAAACAUUAGCAUUUGGCGUGAGAGAGCUUGUUUUUUUUUUUUACAAUGGCGGGGUUUGGUUAGGAGGGUAAUGUUCCUCAGGCGUUGGCGGUUUGAAGGGUUUCGGGUGGCACGAUUUCGAGACGUCGGAGUCUACCUCCCAUGAUUUAUGAUAGGAACGAAUAAAUCGUUACAAUCUCUACA